ACUCAGCAUUUCCAUUUCUUUGACAGUCCCACUUUUCUAACAGUCCAAAAAGUCAGAAUUUAAAAGAAAAGAAAAUACUUUCCAAGGAUCAGAAGAUCCCAAAUCCAAUCGAGACUGACUGAAUUGAUCGUUGCCAGCAACAGAACCAUGACAAAGAAGGCAUUGUUGAUAGGCUGCAACUACCCAGGAACAAAAGCUGAGCUCAAAGGCUGUAUAAAUGAUGUCAAGAGGAUGUACCGUUGUCUUGUUGAUCGUUAUGGUUUUUCUGAAGAUAACAUAACUAUCUUGAUAGACACGGAUGAUUCUUACACCCAACCAACUGGGAGAAACGUGCGCCAGGCGCUGAAGGAUCUGGUUCGCUCUGCCGAGCCUGGAGACUUGUUGUUUGUCCACUAUAGCGGACAUGGGACAAGGUUGCCUGCUGAAACUGGAGAGGAUGAUGAUACUGGUUACGAUGAGUGCAUUGUCCCUUGUGAUAUGAAUCUUAUCACUGAUGAUGAUUUCAGAGAUUUUGUGGAUCAGGUCCCAGAAGGUUGUCGCAUAACAGUUGUUUCUGAUUCAUGCCAUAGUGGUGGCCUCAUUGAUGAGACUAAAGAGCAGAUAGGGGAGAGCACAAGGCGUCAAGAGGAGGAGGAGGAGAAAGAGGAGGAGGGGUCUUCUGGGUUUGGAUUUAAAAGUUUCUUGAAACAGACUGUGAAAGAUGCAUUUGAAUCUCGUGGAGUUCACAUUCCUUCUGGGUUGCACCCCAGCCGGCGUGUCAAGGAGGAAGAUUUUGAUGACAGAGCAGUUGAAGGAGACUAUGGUGAGCGAGAGUACGUGAAAAGUAGAUCUCUGCCUCUCUCAACUCUCAUAGAAAUACUCAAGCAAAAGACUGGUAAAGAUGACAUUGAUGUUGGGAAGCUGAGGCCAGCCCUUUUUGAUGUCUUUGGAGAAGAUGCAAGCCCUAAGGUGAAGAAGUUCAUGAAGGUUAUCAUGGAUAAACUCCAACUUGGUGAUGGGGAAAGUGGAGGUGGUGGACUCUUUGGAAUGGUUGGGAAUCUUGCCCAGGAAUUUCUCAAACAAAAACUGGAGCAUAACGAGGGGUAUGCACAGGCUGCUGUCGAGACUGAGGUGGGUAGCAAGCAAGAAGUUUAUGCUGGAGCAACUAAGCGUGCACUACCAGAUGGUGGGAUUUUGAUCAGUGGCUGCCAAACUGACCAAACUUCUGCCGAUGCCAGUCCAGGAGGAAAUUCAGCCGAAGCAUAUGGAGCUCUUAGCAAUGCCAUCCAGACUAUACUUGGAGAGGCGGAUGGUGACAUUUCUAACCAGGAGCUUGUUUUGAGAGCUAGGAAGAUUCUGAAGAAGCAGGGUUUCACUCAGCGACCUGGCCUCUACUGCAGCGACCAUCAUGUUGAAGCUCCAUUUGUGUGCUGACCUGAAUGGUUUCUCCAGUACUAAGAGAUAAAUAAAUUUUAUGUGCGUGAGCGUGUGCGUGUUUUUUGAGUGGACUGUGCUGAUUUUUUGUGUUGUCCGUCUGAACUACAAAACCUUGGACCAAAAAUGGUAAUAUUCAAGUUUUAUGGCGCCUGAACCGUGAUGCAGGCUGGUACAAUUCACAUAGACCA
Messenger RNA from Populus euphratica (Euphrates poplar), 1604 nucleotides. RefSeq names its product metacaspase 4 (gene MC4). Gene Ontology annotation, cellular component: cytoplasm. Bases 148 to 1413 code for a protein of 421 amino acids. The record is from RefSeq and is a predicted model, not a curated record. Gene Ontology annotation, biological process: proteolysis. The transcript is spliced from 2 exons. NCBI's taxonomy places the organism in Eukaryota, Viridiplantae, Streptophyta, Magnoliopsida, Malpighiales, Salicaceae. Gene Ontology annotation, molecular function: cysteine-type endopeptidase activity.